UCAGGCUAUUUGAAGGACACCUAGUCUCUCCCAAAUACCAUCUCCUUCAAACCAAUGGAUUCCAAUUCCUCCACCUUCUCAUGGCUUCUUCUCCUUCUGGUGAUAGUUCCCAUCCUUCCGCUCUUGCCUCUCCUCUUCACCAAAUACCAGAAGAGAAGGGCGAGGCCGGCCAAGCUCCCUCCAGGCCCACGCAAGCUCCCCGUAAUCGGCAACUUGCACCAGCUUCGUAAGUUGCCGCACCGCGAUCUAUGGCUACUAUCGAAGAUGUAUGGCCCGCUCAUAUAUCUCCAGCUGGGCCAUGUCCCAACCCUCAUUGUCUCAUCAGCCGCCAUGGCGAGGGAGGUGAUGAAAUCCAAUGAUCUUGAUCUUUGUACCAGGCCUCCCUUAGUUUCCUUCAAGAAGCUCAGCUACAGCUACUCGGACGUGGCCUUUGUUCCUUACGGCGAAUAUUGGAGAGAGAUGAAGAAGAUCUGCAUCGUCGAACUCUUCAGCACCAAGCGGGUGCAGUCCUUUGCAUACAUUCGGGAGGAAGAGGUCGCCGAGAUGAUGAGAUCGAUUGCCCGUUCUUCUUCUUGUUGUCGUUCUAUCAAUCUGAGUGAGAUGCUUGUUUCUCUCACCAACAACAUAAUUUGUAAGGCCGCUUUUGGGAAGAGUUUUGAAGGAGGAAGCAAGCACGAGCAGAUGGAAUUUCACAGGGCCAUCAGAGAAGCUGGGGCUAUGUUGGGUGGUUUCUUCAUCGAGGAUUUCUUGCCGUUGAUGGGGUGGAUGGAUGUCCUGAUUGGACUGCGUGGGCGGCUGGAACGAUGUUUCUUGAAGCUGGAUGCUUUCUAUGAACGAGUUAUCGAUGAACAUUUACGUUGUGAUGGGGCGAAACUCGAUCGGGAAGACUUCGUCCACGUCUUGCUUCAAGUCCAGAAGGAGAGCAGUCUCACCAAAGAUCAGAUGAAGGGAAUCCUCAUGAAUAUCUUAAUCGGUGGAACAGACACAAGCUCGACUUCUGUGGUUUGGGCAAUGGCGGAGCUUCUUCGGAACCCAAAAACGAUGGCAAAAGCCCAAGACGAAGUCAGGACGAUAGUUGGACGGAAAGGAAAGGUGGAUGAGAAGGAUCUUCACCAGCUUCAAUACCUCAAGUCAAUUAUAAAGGAGACUCUACGAUUGCACCCGCCAGCUCCAUUGCUGAUCCCGCGGGAAAGCAUGAGACAAUGUUCGAUUGGAGGAUACGAAGUUGCCCCAAAGACCAGGUUCUACAUCAACGCAUUUGCAAUUGGGAGAGACCCAAUGUCAUGGGAAAACCCAGAAGAGUUCUUCCCAGAGAGGUUCAUGGGCAGUUCAAUCGAUUACAAAGGGCAGGAUUUCAAGCUCGUACCAUUCGGAGCAGGCCGGAGAAGUUGUCCAGGGAUGUUGUUUGGGACGGUGACGAUCGAGCUCACACUUGCAAAUCUUCUGUACUCAUUCAAUUGGGAAUUGCCUGCGGGUUUGGUUAAAGAGAACAUGGACAUGAAUGAAGCGUUCGGUAUAAUCGUGCACAAAGAAUCCGCUCUCCAAGUCGUGCCCGUUGCAGGUCCGGCUCCAUGGCUCAGUGGCGGAGAAACUCUGUUUCAAGACUAA
Messenger RNA from Magnolia sinica, 1608 nucleotides. Its product is annotated as cytochrome P450 71A1-like. Gene Ontology annotation, molecular function: heme binding; iron ion binding; monooxygenase activity. Bases 55 to 1608 code for a protein of 517 amino acids. The record is from RefSeq and is a predicted model, not a curated record. Lineage: Eukaryota; Viridiplantae; Streptophyta; Magnoliopsida; Magnoliales; Magnoliaceae. The transcript has 2 exons.